Molecule: messenger RNA, 3731 nt
Organism: Choloepus didactylus (southern two-toed sloth)
Lineage: Eukaryota; Metazoa; Chordata; Mammalia; Pilosa; Megalonychidae
Product: zinc finger protein 211-like
Exons: 3
Coding region: 131-1519 (462 amino acids)
Biological process (GO): regulation of transcription by RNA polymerase II
Cellular component (GO): nucleus
Molecular function (GO): DNA-binding transcription factor activity, RNA polymerase II-specific; RNA polymerase II transcription regulatory region sequence-specific DNA binding
Source: RefSeq, a predicted model, not a curated record
GGAUCCGGGAGGCCAAGGGGAGCCGUCGUCCCCACCGCACAGAGGCGGGCCCCGGGGCUGGCGGCGCCGUCCGGGUCGGGCUCGGGAAGCCGGUGCCCGAGCCCCCGGCCCGCCCCGCCCUCAGCCUGCCAUGGCGGCCGCGCCCACGACCCCGGCCCAGGGCAGCGUGACUUUUGAGGAUGUGGCUGUGUACUUCUCCUGGGAAGAGUGGGGGCUCCUUGAUGAGGCUCAGAGACGCCUGUACCACGAUGUGAUGCAGGAGAACCUUGCACUUGUGGCCUCACCAGGUGGCUGGCAUGGAGCAGAGGAUGAGGAAGUGUCUGAAGAGAGUGUGUUUGUAGAAGGAGUAUCACAGGUCAGGACUCCCCAGGAAGAUCUUUAUACUCAGAAAACACAACCCUGUGACAUGUGUGUCCCACUAUUGAAAGACAUUUUGCACUUGGCUGAGCACCAAGGAACUUAUCCCAGAGAGAAAUCGUUCAUGUGUGGGGCAUGUGGCAAACAAUUUCACUUAAGUGCAAACUUUUACCAGCAGCAGAACCAGCACAUUGCAGAGAAACCCUUCAGAACUUAUGUGGACAGGACCUUGUUUGAGAAGAACUGUGAAUUCCAUGAGUCAGAGAAGCCCAUUACCUGCAGGGAGGUAGGGAAGAGCUUCUUGACUAGUUCGGGACUUCUUCAGCAACAGGCCAGCCACACCAGGGAGAACCCAAACUAUGGCACCGAGUGUGGAGUGGCCUUUCAUGGCGGAGAAAGUGAUUGCAGGUAUACAGAGUACAAGAAAGCCUUCAGCCACGAACAUGCACUUGUUCAGCAUCAGAGAGUCCAUGCUGGAGACAGGCUCUAUGAGUGCAGCAAAUGUGGGAAAACCUGCAAACGAAGAUCUAACCUCAUUCAGCACCAGAAAAUCCACACUGGAGAAAGGCCUUUUGAAUGCAAUGAAUGUGGAAAAUUCUUUACCCACAACUCCCGGUUCAUUCAACACCAGAGAGUUCAUACUGGCGCAAGGCCUUAUAGGUGCAGCAAAUGUGGGAAAUCCUUUAGCCAGAGCUCUGGCCUCAUUCAUCAUAGGACAGUUCAUACUAAUGAAAGGCCUUAUGAGUGCAGUGAAUGUGGGAAAUCCUUUAGCCAAAGCUCUGGCCUCAUCACACAUUGGAGAGUUCACAGUGGAGCAAGGCCUUAUGAGUGCGGUCAAUGUGGGAAAUCCUUUUGCCAAAGCUCUGGUCUAAUUCAACACCGGAGAGUUCACACAGGAGCAAGGCCUUAUGAAUGCAGUGAGUGUGGGAAAUCCUUCAGUCGCAAAUCACACCUCAUUCAACACCAGACAGUUCACACUGGAGCAAGGCCUUUUGAGUGUGGUGAAUGUGGGAAAUCUUUCAGCCAAAGUUCUAGUCUCAUUCAACAUCGGAGGGCUCACACUGGGGAAAGGCCUUAUGCCUGCAGGGAAUGUGGGAAGGCCUUCAGUCGAAGGUCUUACCUCACUGGGCACCAGAAACUUCACACAGGAGAAAGGCUUUAGAUGUUUGGGGACUGUCCUAUUUAUUCAUUAUAACGUUGGAAGAGAAUCUUUGUGACGGAAUCAUCUGUCUGAAUUUAAUGUCAUAGGGAAACACUCACAGUGGGGAGAUCCCCCAGAAGCUCCAGGUCCAUGGGAAGCUUCAAGGAGCUGUGUUGCACUCUAACCUGCCCAGGGCCCUUGUCUUUUGAUUUCUGUCGCUGCCGUUUGCUGUGGCAGCAGCCUUUUCACUUCUGUCUCCCUAACGUGAUCAGGAAAGCAGGCUUCUGUGCUCUAUCUCAAUCACUGGAGGAAAUCAUGAGUAGCCUGAGCCCUUAAGGAAUCUUGUUUCUUUCCCUGUGACAAGGUGGGGCAUAGAUUUCACUCACUUUUGGCUUAGAGGACCUGAUCUUUGUUCUGCUGGUGCCUGCAGAGAAGGACAACCAUUUUCAGGGACAUUGAUGGUCUCAAGUGAUGCUUGUGAUGGAAUUUUCCAGCCUCCAAGUGAUCAAUGUGGGAAAUACCUACCUCACCUCACUCUGGUUUGCUUAAGCCACCUUUAAUCUUGAGGGUUUUAUUCAUUGUGUGGGUUGGGUUGAAGACAGAAUUGUAUUCUGUCGGCUUGAAGGAGUGCGUGGUUUCUGUGCACAUCCCAAAGUGCCUCAGGGGACAGUAGGAGGGCAGGAAAUGCCUCUCCAGUUGGGCCUGGUUUGCAUUGCUGCCCUAGGCCUCCUAGGAAAGACUGCAGGGCUUUGUGGCUCUAAUUUGUGGCCUGGUUGCCAGAUUUGUUGUGCACUCAGAGGCCACCCUGAGGAGUGGCAAUUGUGUGUCCAGUGCUUCUGGGAGCAGCCUGACUGGGAUAUCACGUAAUGCCCAGCAUUGCUGAGGGAACUCUUACCCCGUAGGUCCUUCAGUGGAGCCACGUGCCCUGACGUCCAGAACUGAGUAAGCUAGUGUCCCUGGUUGUGAAGUUAGAGAGGCAGGGGAACUGCAAUUGGUGCAGAAACACUGGAUUAUGAGAGAGUAGAGGAGACUGCAGCAUAGUUGGGAUGUGCCUUUUCUAAAAGUGCAUCCACAAAUAUGCCAGUGAGGUGUGCGGGAUGAGUGUAUAUGAAUUCUCAGGACCCCCAGGUCUGUGGGUCUUUCUAGCUAAGGUCUUUGUCAGAGAAAGAGAGAGGAGAGAGACGGCGCAGUCCGGGGUGUGGCUCCUGUGCCCCAGCCGCGUUCCCGGUGGCCCAGGUGGAAAUGGCCUUCACUGUUUGGCAAUAUUUUCUGCUCCUAAGGCAAGGCUGCCCCUCCCGUGAGGGGAGAGAUGGCAGAGUCAAUAUGGAGUUUUCAAACCUGUAUUUCCAGAGAGUGGGAGAGCUAAUUUAAAGCUUUAUUAGGGUGUAACUGACAUGCAAUAAACUACACUAUUCGAAGUGUACAAUUUAAGUUUUGACACAGGUGUAAACCUGUGAAACCAUCGUAAUCCUGAUAAUGAAUAUAUCUGUCGCCCCUAUAUUUGCCUCAUGCUCUGUUUUAAUCUUUAUUUCUUUACAAUAGAUGAGUGUCCAUUUUCCAGAAUUUUAUGUAAUUGUAAUCCUUUACUCUUACUUCUGGUUCUUCUCAUACUGCAUAAUUAUUUUGAGAUUCAUCAAUGGUGCUUAUAUGAGUAAUUCAUUCUUUUUACCUUGCUGUAUAGUAUGCUGUUGUAUGCAUAAACCUUUAUUUGUUUACCCAUUCAUCUAUGGAUAUUUGGGUGGUUUCCAGUUAUUGGCUAUAGCAAAUAAAGCUCCUACAAACAUUUGUGUACAAUUCUUUCCAUUGAUACAUAUUCCAUAUAUCUGGUGCUAUUACCUCAGAGUGCAAUGCUGACUCACAAGGUAGGUGUAUGUUUAACUUUUUAAGAAACUACCAAACUGCUAUCUAAAAUGGUUGUUCCCUUUUGCAUUCCCUUCAGCAAUGCAAUCCCUCAUCCUUGCCAGCACUUGGUAUUGUAGCCAUUUUAACAAGUGUGGAGCAGUAUCUCACUGGAGUUUUAAUUGCAUUUCCCUAAUGAUUCAUGACAUUGAGCUGUUUUGUGUGUUUAUUUGCUACUUGUAUACCUUUUUAAUUAAAAAAUGUUUAUAUAUUUUUCCUUUUUAAAAUGAAUUUUGUCUGAUUAUCCCUUUUUGUUAACAGGUAAGACAGACAUCUGUGGGAGCUUCCCUCAUGUGUCAGUAUUUGGCGUGUGGAAUAGCUGUUUUUGAAUACU